Pocillopora damicornis (cauliflower coral) is the source of this 813-nucleotide messenger RNA. Its product is annotated as melanopsin. Gene Ontology annotation, biological process: G protein-coupled receptor signaling pathway. NCBI's taxonomy places the organism in Eukaryota, Metazoa, Cnidaria, Anthozoa, Scleractinia, Pocilloporidae. Gene Ontology annotation, molecular function: neuropeptide Y receptor activity. The record is from RefSeq and is a predicted model, not a curated record. Gene Ontology annotation, cellular component: membrane.
AUGGCGAUGACAAGCAUGCCAUUCUGGAUAGCGAGUCUGUCCAUGAAUACCUGGAAACUCGGUCAAGUUUGGUGUCAGGUAGUAGGAUCAACAUCACAUAUUUUGGCAUCUGCAUCUAUAUUCACGAUAGCAUUGAUAGCAUUCAAUAGAUACAUAAAAGUCGUAAAACCCACCCUGAACAGAAAAGUAUUUCCCAGCAAAAGAGCAGCUCGGCUGUAUUGUGUUUUCGUGUGGCUGGUUUCCAUUUUUCUGGCAACGCCUUAUCUUUUUGGAUGGUCAGCGGUAUCAUACCAUAAGAAACUUGCCAUCUGUAUCCCAGAGAACAAUGUAUACAAAAUAACUAGCGCAGGUGGGAUUCUUAUCGGACUCACGAUCAUAAUUUUUUAUUGUAACUUCAAAGUCUACAAAGCUGUCAGAGAAAGCACGAGAAAUUUAAACGCGCACGCUGAAGAAAACGGAGUCCGCUGUGCAAAUGAUUCUUGCCGUUCCAAUAUGGCCGACCUAAGUGUUUUAAAGACAUGUGUCACCGUGGCCUGUUUCUUUGUGUUAACAUGGUCUCCAAUCUCCAUUGUCACCGUCAUUUGGACUCUUGGGUUUGAUAUUCCUCAAACGUUCCAUACAACAAGUGCUUACCUGGCGUUCUCCAGUAGCCUAGUAAAUCCAAUUAUAUACGGAUUUAUUAAUCCGCAGUUCAAAGUGGCUUUCAAAAAGGCACUGAGUUGUAGUCGUUUUGGAAACGGUAACACAGAUCAGAAUCACUCAAGGAAUGAAGUAAGACGGGAGGUUGCAAGAGGAUUAGAGACUGCGGCAUAA